Messenger RNA from Striga asiatica, 1348 nucleotides. Lineage: Eukaryota; Viridiplantae; Streptophyta; Magnoliopsida; Lamiales; Orobanchaceae. The record is from the annotation of a GenBank genome assembly.
GUUGUGUUUGUGCCCCUAUAAAUUAGAUACACUGGAUCAGGUCUCUAAUCCAACUCGCACACAUUAGCAAUAACACCCGGAAUCAAUUAUUGCAUUCCCUGACCAAGUGAUAUGGGAAACGCAUUCGGCUGCAUUCAAGUUGACCAAUCAACUGUUGCAAUUGCAGAGAGGUUUGGUAAGUUUGAUGAUGUCCUCGAGCCAGGAUGCCACUGUUUGCCGUGGUGCCUCGGGAGCCAGCUGGCAGGCCAUCUCUCCCUUCGCCUGCAGCAAUUAGACGUUCGCUGCGAAACAAAAACAAAGGACAAUGUGUUUGUGAACGUUGUUGCAUCCAUUCAGUAUCGUGCCCUUGCAGACAAGGCUAGUGAUGCUUUUUACAAGCUGAGCAAUACAAGAAGCCAGAUUCAGGCUUAUGUCUUUGAUGUGAUAAGAGCAAGUGUUCCAAAAUUGAAUCUGGAUGAUGCCUUUGAGCAGAAAAAUGACAUUGCGAAGGCUGUCGAGGAUGAACUCGAAAAGGCUAUGUCUGCCUACGGGUACGAAAUUGUUCAGACACUGAUCGUCGAUAUUGAGCCUGAUGAGCAUGUGAAAAGAGCUAUGAAUGAAAUCAAUGCUGCCGCUAGACUGAGGGUGGCCGCCAAUGAGAAAGCCGAAGCUGAAAAAAUAUUGCAGAUAAAGAGAGCUGAAGGUGAAGCUGAGGCUAAGUACCUCUCGGGCUUGGGCAUAGCCCGCCAGCGCCAGGCCAUUGUGGACGGGCUUAGAGACAGCGUUUUAGGCUUUUCCGUAAAUGUCCCUGGGACCACUGCAAAGGAUGUAAUGGAUAUGGUCCUAGUCACCCAAUAUUUUGAUACAAUGAAGGAGAUUGGGUCGAGUUCCAAGUCAUCGGCUGUUUUCAUACCUCAUGGGCCUGGUGCUGUUCGUGAUGUGGCGGCCCAGAUACGUGAUGGGCUCUUGCAGGGUUCUCAAGUUGUGCCUUGAUGUUUAUAUGGGUUUGUGAAUAAUUGCUUAUCUGUUCUGUUGUGAAUUUCGUUCUUUUUGGUUUCGUAUGUGUUGAUAUAGUUUGAAGUGGGUUUAAGAUUUGGUAUGUUUUGGACCUUUGGGUACACUUGCUUUUGUGAAUCUCGUUUGUAAGUCGAUUAUGGUGUGAUUAUAUGAAUGUUGUGUCAGGCUUCUGAGCUGAUUUCAGUUUUUAUCUAUUUGUUUACUUUUCAUGGGCAUGCAGGAAAGAUAUUUCGACUAAACUUGACUUGUGAUAGCCGUAAAAGUUUUUGUUUGUUAACCGAUUUUUCUUGUAGAAAAAUUGUUACGAACGUAGGAUUGUAGUGUUUUACUGCAAGUUACUGAUCAGGUGAAA